UGGAAGGAGAAUUAUCUAUUGUACAACAUAUAAGAAUGUCGUGCAUUAUGGGACUAUUACAGUAUGAAAAGAGGUCAGAAUAUAAGGAUUUCUUCAUAAGGAAGAAAUCCAAAAUAGAGCCAGAGCAGGGGCAGAGCAGUCAGUCAAAGGAUGAGAGCCAGGCUUCAGCUUCAGCUGUACACAUAGGUAUGUGAAAUCCUGAUGGUUCAAGUUUGUUCUCAUGUUUGAACUUACUCAUUUGGUUUGACUGUAACAUACCACUUAGUUUACUAAGGAAAGGCUGAUUGUAUUAUCAUUUUAAUCACAGUUUCUGUGGAUGUACAUGUGGAUGGUAAAGAGGAAAGACCCUCAACAUCACAAACAGAUCAGGGUGUGUCCAGUGCUGCUGACAAUCCAGAGGUUCCUGCAGGCCAUGCACAGGGGGAUAGUGGUGUGGCAGCCCCAUUUGGCGGGCUCGGACCUAUUGGUAUGUCUUAACAAUUCAUUUUUCAUAUGAAGUAUCAUAUGCUUAAUAUUUUAGGCACAUUUUAUUAUCAUUCUAAUGACAACCUAUGUGUUAUUGCAGAGGCAGGCGAGGCAGAGGCAGAAGAUUCCUGUGAUGAAGGGCCCUUACCGUCACAUACACAGCACAGUAUGUAUGCUUUUUUUUUGUAGUGUUUUUAAACAUUACAGUAUCCGCUUUUAUUUGGAUCAUUAUAUUAAUAACACUGGUGUUUAAAAGCUAAAAGUGACAAUUUGAAAUAAAAUUAAACUGAUAGAAUCUCUGUAUUGCUUCAGGCGAAGAUUCCUGUGAUGAAGGCCCCUUACCGUCACAUAUGCAGCAGGGUAUAUAUGCUUUACCUUUAAAAAAAAAAAAAAAACAUUACAGUAUCUGCUUUUAUUUGGAUCAGGAUAUCAAUAAUACUGGUGUUUAAAAGCUAAAUGUGGCAAUUUGAAAUAUAAUUAAACUAAUAAAAUCUCUGUAUUGCUUCAGGUGUGUCCAGUGCUGACAAUACAGAGGUUCCUGCAGGCCAUCCACAAGGGGAUAGUGGUGUGGCAGCCCCUUUUCGUCGGCCCGGACCUAUUGAUAUUUCACAGUCAAGAGCAGCAGGACCCACUCAACCCCGGUUAAAGAUAUAUCCAAAAACCAUGCAAGGAGAGAAGAGGAGGUCAUUCAAUCCAUCUUGGUACAACACCUUUUCAUGGCUUGAGUACUCACUUAUGAAAGACUGCGCUUACUGCUAUGCAUGCAGACACUUCUCUUUGCCUAGCACGUCAGAAUCCGUUUUUACCUCAGAAUCCGGCUUUUCACAUUGGAAAAAAGCAAUGUAUAAAGAUGCUGGCUUUAAGGUGCAUGAAAAAUCAGAUUCUCAUAUUACUGCCAUGUUAGCUUGGAGUGAACACAAGAAGGCUGCACUUACAGAUGCUUCUGUAUUAAACAUGCUCAACAAUGAGUACAAAAAGAAGGUUGAAGAGAAUCGCAGUUACAUUAAAACUGUUGCAGAUGUACUGCUUUUGACAGCCACACAAAAUAUGGCACAAAGAGGGCACCGUGAGUCUGAGCAAUCUGACAACAAAGGGAAUUUCUUAGAAAUUCUUGAAAUGAUUGCUAAACACAAUCCCAUGAAAGCAACAGGCAAUGCAAAAUACACAAGCAAUACCAUACAAAAUGAAAUUCUGCAGUGCUUAGCCAGUAUGGUGCAGGAUUCCAUUGUGAAAGAAGUGAAAGAGAGUGAGGUAUUCUCCAUCAUCGCUGAUGAAACCAAAGAUUUGCAAAAAAAGGAGCAGCUGUCAUUAGUACUUCGAUAUUAUUACAAUGGGGCUGUUCAUGAAAGCUUCCUUGAAAUGCAGCAUGCACAACAUCUAGAUGCUAAGGGGCUUAGUGACAUGAUCAUCAAGUGCUUAGAAAGCUAUGGCCUUCAGUAUAAAUCAAACCUUGUUGGACAAGGUUAUGACGGCGCCUCAGUAAUGAGUGGUAAACAUUCGGUGUGGCAGCCAGAAUUAAGACAGAGGCUAAAACUGCGUUUUAUGUCCACUGUAAUGCGCACUGUCUAAACCUGGUCUUGGUUGACAUUGUAAAGUCAGUUCCAGAGGCAGAUUGUUUAUUUUCACUGCUUGAAAAGAUCUAUGUAUACAUGUCAGGCUCUUAUGUGCACCAGAAAUGGCUUACUGUCCAGAAAGAGAUGUAUGGUGGCACACCUAGAGAGUUACAAAAAUUAAGUGACACAAGAUGGGCAGUAGCUUGCAGGAAUUUGAUGGAUAGAUUACCAGCUGUGUUGUGUGUUCUUCAAAAUAUAAGUGCAGAAAAUCACAAAGACAGGUCCAUUGAUGCUAGAGGUCUGCUUGCACAGAUUGACCUCACAUUUAUAGGCCUCCUUGCAACCUUCCGAAAAGUUUUCGGUGACACAAAGCUGCUUUCUGAACUGUUGCAGUCACCCUCAGUUGAUUUAGCUAUGGCAGCAGACAUGGUGGAGUCACUUCUUGAUACUUUUCAAGAGUAUAGGACUGAGACAUUUACUGAUAAACUGUGGCAUGACAUAGUAGAGACAGCCAAACAGUGCAACAUAGCUGUUGAGAAUGUUGAGAAGAAAAGAGCACAUAAAGUCAGCACCAAACUUGGUGGGUCGUAUCUGUGACAUGUACUAUAGGCCUGCGCAAGGGUAAUGCAGACAAAGAUUCAUUCAGGCAGGGACUACUCUACCCCAUCCUUGACACCUUAGUUUCUGAAAUGGAAAGAAGGUUCUCAAAAAUGAACUGUUCAGUAAUGAGAGGUAUACAGGCCUUAAAUCCUAAAAGCAGUACAUUCCUCCAGGAUGACCAGGUCUUUGACUUUGGAACAAUAUAUGGGUGCGAUAAGGAGGAUCUUACUCAUGAGCUUCACCAGGCUAGAAGAAUUUUGUCAAGGAAAGCUGAGAGUGGGGCGGCACAGUUGGGAAACAUCCUAGAUUUAACAGUGUUUUUGGAACCAUACCAAGAGGUGUUUGUUGAGCUCUUCAGGCUAUGCAAAAUAGCUCUAGCC
Molecule: messenger RNA, 2998 nt
Organism: Gadus macrocephalus (Pacific cod)
Lineage: Eukaryota; Metazoa; Chordata; Actinopteri; Gadiformes; Gadidae
Product: zinc finger MYM-type protein 1-like
Exons: 3
Coding region: 1129-2034 (301 amino acids)
Source: RefSeq, a predicted model, not a curated record